CGGUGCAGCUCGCGGCGCGACCCCGGCCCGGACCCGUCGACCCCGGUGCACAGGAUCGAGCGCGCCCGCAUCAUGGCCAGCCCAAGAACCCGGAAAGUUCUGAAGGAAGUCAGGGUGCAGGAUGAAAACAAUGUGUGUUUUGAGUGUGGCGCGUUCAACCCUCAGUGGGUGAGUGUGACCUACGGCAUCUGGAUCUGCCUGGAGUGCUCAGGGAGACACCGCGGGCUCGGAGUGCACCUCAGCUUUGUGCGCUCCGUCACUAUGGACAAGUGGAAGGACAUGGAACUGGAGAAGAUGAAAGCUGGUGGGAAUGCUAAGUUCCGGCAGUUCCUGGAGUCUCAGGAGGACUAUGACCCCUGCUGGUCCCUGCAGGACAAGUACAACAGCAAGGCGGCCGCCCUCUUCAGGGACAAGGUGGCCACUCUGGCCGAAGGCAGAGAAUGGUCUUUGGAGUCAUCACCUGCACAGAACUGGACCCCGCCACAGUCCAAGCUGCUGACAUCCACUGCCCACCGAGCCUCUGGCCCGGCACAGAGCUCCACCGCCUCCUCCGACAAGGCCUUUGAGGACUGGCUGAGCGAGGACCUCGGCACCUACCAGGGGGCCCAGGAGAGCCGCUACGUGGGGUUUGGGAACACGGUGCCGCCUCCGAAGAAGGACGACGACUUCCUCAACAGCGCCAUGUCGUCCCUGUACUCGGGCUGGAGCAGCUUCACCACUGGAGCCAGCAAGUUCGCCUCUGUGGCUAAGGAAGGUGCUACCAAGUUCGGAUCCCAGGCCAGUCAAAAGUUCUGGGGCUCCAAGCAGCAGCCAGAGCUGGCAUCGGAGCUGGGCCACAGUCUGAAUGAGAACGUCCUCAAGCCUGCCCAGGAGAAGGUGAAGGAGGGAAAGAUUUUUGAUGACGUGUCCAGUGGGGUCUCUCAGUUGGCGUCCAAGGUCCAGGGAGUUGGCAGCAAGGGCUGGCGGGACGUCACCACCUUUUUUUCUGGGAGAGCAGAGGACCCCUCGGACAGACCCCUGGAGGGCCAGAGCUACCAGAACAGCGGAGGGGACAACUCCCAGAACAGCGCCAUCGACCAGAGCUUCUGGGAGACCUUCGGGAGCGCCGACCCCGCCAAGGCCCACCGGUCCCCGAGCAGCGACAGCUGGACUUGCGCCGACGCGUCUGCGGAGAAGCGGAGCUCGGACAGCUGGGACGUGUGGGGCUCGGGCUCCGCCUCCAACCACAGGAACAGCGACAACAGCGAUGGCGGGGAGGCCUGGGGGGGCGGCGGGGAGGGCCGGCCCAAGGCCUCCAGGAAGGCCGCUCCGCGGGCCGCGCAGGUGGACGAGGGCUGGGACACCCAGGACUGGUAGGCGCCCGGCCCGGCCCUGGGCCGCACCCUGUCUGCACGCCGCGUCCUCCCGCACCUUCCGUCCCCAGGAGCCCGCUGGGGCCGGACACAGGCUUGGGCGUGACUCGGGGUGGCGCCGCCUGCCACGUGGGGCUCAGCGCAUGGGGCUCGCUCUUCACGGCAGCGGCAGGCAGAGGCCGGGCCGCUGCCCUGCUGCCCAGUGUCCAGUGUUUGUCCAGUGUCCACCCGCCUGGGUUCCAGGUGCAGAGGAGGGCAGGGCCCUGCCGCUGCGGGAAGCCGGCUGCACCCGCUAAUAAACCCUCCCCAGGCUGCACGCAGCCAGUGUCCGU
Molecule: messenger RNA, 1684 nt
Organism: Molossus molossus (Pallas's mastiff bat)
Lineage: Eukaryota; Metazoa; Chordata; Mammalia; Chiroptera; Molossidae
Gene: ARFGAP1
Product: ADP ribosylation factor GTPase activating protein 1
Exons: 14
Coding region: 73-1356 (427 amino acids)
Biological process (GO): regulation of endocytosis; regulation of ARF protein signal transduction
Cellular component (GO): Golgi membrane
Molecular function (GO): GTPase activator activity
Source: RefSeq, a predicted model, not a curated record